AUGGCGACAAUCACAACAUCCCUGUCCGAAGCCGAGCCUGUACUUUCCAUAGCAACCCGUACGCCAGACACGUCACGGAGCACUCGUGCAGAGACAGAACACAGAAGCGAAUACCUCACUGCCAACGCAUCUGUUACGGGAAGAGAACCGAACACGAAUCCACCGCAUUGGCCGACUGACCAUCGUCGGGUGCCUCCUCAUCGGCCCCCGCAGAUACAUCCGCAGUGGGUGGAUAUUGGCGGGCCCUUGCCCAUGAGACUCUUUCUCUGGAAUAUGUUCAGUGGAUGCCGGCUCCUUCAGUGUGCAUAUGCUGUCCCCAGAUUGUUAGGAUAUCACAAAUACGGACCAGACGCGAAGUUCAUAUACAAGGUAGCUGGAGAGUGGUAA
Messenger RNA from Aspergillus pseudotamarii, 387 nucleotides. RefSeq lists its product as uncharacterized. Lineage: Eukaryota; Fungi; Ascomycota; Eurotiomycetes; Eurotiales; Aspergillaceae. The transcript is spliced from 2 exons. The record is from RefSeq and is a predicted model, not a curated record. Bases 1 to 387 code for a protein of 128 amino acids.